AAUGCUCUCUUCGGAAAAUGUAACGGUUUUGCAUCAUGUAAUUGUGGAAUAGCCAUAAGAAGUGGUAGUUCAAUGUUUGUGGUUAGAACAUGUGAUGAAAUAACAAGGUAUUCGACACAUACGCAUCCUCCUCUAAUAGAAAUGAGAGCCUGUGACGAUUCAACUAUGACUAUUGAAGAAAGGGGAAACACAUACACGGUAACUUUACCUUCUGGAACGGAGAUAACAUUUUCAACCUAUUACUACUGGUGGAUGGGACACUUUAUAUCACAUAUACAGAUCAAACCAUCAAUAUUGGAUGUUGAGAAUUCCGAAGGUAUGUGUGGUAGGAUUACAAAUGGAAACCGAAAUUCUGCUGACGACUUUACUUUAAGAGACGGAAGUACAUUAUAUCCUAGUUAUUAUAAUGGUUACACAUUUAGUAGAAACUGGAGGGUUAAGGAAAACGAACAAUUUUUUGUUGACAAACCAUUAGUAUUAAGUGAAAAUAUCAAUCUUCGGCAGUAUUGUAUCUGUGGUGAUAGUACUCCAGAGAGGGAGACUUUUCGUUGUGGUUUGGAAGCGCCAUUACAAAGUUGUUUAUCACAAAAAGCUCAUGCAGGAAACUUUCAUACAACUUGCUCAUUAUUGAGACGACGAAGGUCGCUAAAUGGCAACGGAACAGUUAGUGCGACAGAUAGUGAUGAUGUCAUCGACAACAAACAACUGGUUAUUGAAGACGACGACGAACUAAAUGGGGAAAUUCCACCAGAGACAAACAAUGAAUGGCCAGCAGGUUGGACAAAGAAUUUGGCACAAUCAACCUGUGAAUCACAGUUAAAGCAAGAAAUACUUGAAGAAGCACUGGAAGUUGCACAUACUUCAAUUGAUGGUUAUAUCAAAACGUGCAUGUCUGAUAUUCAAUUGGCAGGAGAUACCCGAUUUCUUCAGGACACAAUUUCAACUGUUCGUCAGACUGUAUAUUCCGAAAUCGUGAGAAACCAGUCAUUGUUUACAAAUAAUAAUCCAAAUGACACAACGUCAGAAUCUACAAUGUCUGUUGCUGAAAUGUUACUUAGUGGACUAUGUAGCAACAACUGUAGCCAAAAUGGAGAAUGUCAAAAUGGAGUAUGUAAGUGCAAUACCGGUUUUGGAAAGCAAGAUUGCUCAGAAGACCUGUCUACACCUCCGUCAAACAUAAGUAUACCACUGAAUGGAAUAUGUAAUACAAGAGAGAGAUUGUGUGCCAAAACAAAUAUUCAGGGUGUUUUCAGUUCAAGGAACAUAACAUGUUUAUCCCGACAUUUUCAGAUCAGGAAUGAUGGGUCUUGGGACUAUACUUCAAGUCAACAGAUGUACGCUGCUGAAUAUAAAAAUACGUAUCUUGUUGCAUGUGAACUGCCUUCAUCUGGACGGCGGAAAAGAUCGAUUUCCACUACAAUAAUAGCAGAUGGAUAUGAAAUUAAUUUGUCAAAUGAUGGAACUAACUUUGGCGAAGGAGUAAAAAUCAUAAUUUACGAUCAAGAUUGUUUUUCCUGUGACAUUGCAAAUCUGUCAUGCGUUUCUCUGGAUUCGUGUCCAGACAGGUUAACUUCCGCCUCUCAACUCAGCUCUACUGCAAUUGAGGGAGGUGGUAGUAGUACGACUGAUACUGUAUCAAGUACAACAACUAAUGCUAAAACUUCGACGAACAUAAAGACGACAAGAGUCCCUUCAACAUCAACUCCUUUCGCUAACUUGUACAUGAGAUCCAUAUCAAUAGAUAAAAGUAAACUUCACAUGAACGGCAGAUCAUAG
Molecule: messenger RNA, 1776 nt
Organism: Mytilus trossulus (common blue mussel)
Lineage: Eukaryota; Metazoa; Mollusca; Bivalvia; Mytilida; Mytilidae
Product: serine-rich adhesin for platelets-like
Exons: 9
Coding region: 73-1776 (567 amino acids)
Source: RefSeq, a predicted model, not a curated record